AUGGCCACUUCCUCUAGUUUCAUUUUAUGUUCUUUGCUCCUGUGCUUGGUCUCUUCCCAAACCCUAGCCACUACUGGUUCUCAGCCCAAAGCACUAGUUAUUCCUGUGACCAAAGACUCCUCAAAGCUCCAAUACACAACCCAAAUCAAGCAAAGAACACCACUUGUGCCCAUUAAGCUGACCAUUGAUGUGGGUGGGAAUUUCCAAUGGGUGGAUUGUGGAAGCGGGUACUUGUCGUCUUCCUAUAGGCCAGUCUCUUGUGACUCUCAAACCUGCACGGCUUCAGGGUCGGGAGCAUGUACGGCAGAAUGUUACACUCCUCCUGCUCCUGGGUGCUACAACAACACCUGCAGCCACAUGACUAACAAACCGUUUGGCAACAGCGGUGGCAUGGGCGAGAUGGCCUCCGACACCACCGUCAUCCAGUCCACCGACGGGAGGACGGUUGGGAAGGCGGUCACGGUGCCGGGGGCAGUCUUCACGUGCGGUGCCACUUGGCUGCUUGGGGGCCUCUCUGCUGGUGCUCUGGGAAUGGCCGGGCUCGGACGAUCAGAAGUGUCCCUCCCUGUCCAAUUUGCUUCUGCUCUCAAAUUUCCCAAAAAAUUUGCCAUGUGCUUGAGCUCUUCUUCAAGCUCCAACGGUGUCAUAUUCUUUGGCGACGGGCCUUAUGUGUUCCUCCCUAACGUUGAGGUCUCUAAGUCACUUAUGUACACCCCAUUAAUCCUCAACCCGGUAAGCACUGCAGGAUCCUAUUUCCAGGGUAACCCAUCAACUGACUAUUUUAUAAACCUCACCUCCAUCAAGAUCAAUGGAAAAGCAGUCCUGCUGAAUACGACGUUACUGAACAUCACUGAAGGCAAUGGAGGGACAAAGAUCAGCACCGUUAAUCCAUACACAGUGAUGGAAACAUCAAUCUUCAAGGCCUUUGUGAAGGUGUUCAGACAAGAAACCAAGAAUUUGACUAAGGUCUCGUCCGUUAAGCCAUUCAAGUACUGCUUUAGCUCCAGGAACACUCCGAGCACAAGAGUGGGACCGGCUGUGCCAAUCAUUGAUCUGGUGAUGCACAGCAGCAGUGUUUAUUGGAGGAUCUUCGGAGCAAAUUCGAUGGUGCAAGUGAAGGAAGAUGUCAUAUGCUUGGGUUUCGUCGACGGUGGUUCGAACCCAAGAACGUCCAUUGUGAUUGGUGGAUAUCAAUUGGAGGAUAAUAUUGUUCAGAUUGACUUGGAGAAAGCAAGGCUUGGAUUUAGCUCCUCUCUUCGAUUCAAGCAAACUACCUGUUCCAACUUCAACUUCACUUCCAGCGCGUGAGUGGGGAUUUGUCUGUUUCUCGUGCUUUCUGUGCAAACUUGUGUGACG
Messenger RNA from Syzygium oleosum, 1356 nucleotides. RefSeq names its product probable aspartic proteinase GIP2. Bases 1 to 1308 code for a protein of 435 amino acids. Gene Ontology annotation, molecular function: aspartic-type endopeptidase activity. Gene Ontology annotation, biological process: proteolysis. NCBI's taxonomy places the organism in Eukaryota, Viridiplantae, Streptophyta, Magnoliopsida, Myrtales, Myrtaceae. The record is from RefSeq and is a predicted model, not a curated record. The transcript is spliced from 2 exons.